Arabidopsis thaliana (thale cress) is the source of this 3656-nucleotide messenger RNA. Its product is annotated as P-loop containing nucleoside triphosphate hydrolases superfamily protein. The coding region runs from base 1266 to 3656 and encodes 796 amino acids. The record is from RefSeq and is marked reviewed. The transcript has a single exon. Gene Ontology annotation, molecular function: RNA helicase activity; ATP hydrolysis activity; nucleic acid binding. Lineage: Eukaryota; Viridiplantae; Streptophyta; Magnoliopsida; Brassicales; Brassicaceae.
CUUGAAAUUGUUUGAGUGAACACUAGCUUGUUUGAAAGACUUGUCAGCUAGCAAGAAAAGAGAGUACAUAUGUUGGUUUUGUCCAACACAGAUAGACGUGUAACGUUAUGAUAUCUCCAGUAUGUGGACUAAACUGCAUACAUUUAGUGUUAAAAAUUGAGUGGAUUAGCAUUAAUAAGCACACACAUUGAUUGAGAUUACGAUGGGAGGUUACGGUGGUGAUGAGUCCGUAAUUCUCUUUGUGUUUGUUCAUAGGGCCAGUCACGGAGCUUGGUGUUGGGCCAAUAUAUUACGAAAUCCUCUUGAGGUUACUCUCUUUACUCACUUCAAAUUGUAUUCUUGGUUUCUUUGUCAAUAAAUCUAUCAUAUGCUAGACUAAGUAUAUUUUAUGAUUUUAUCUCUAACAAAAUCUUAUAACUUUAUUUUUUAAACAAGUAACUAAAACUUUUGAAGUAAUUAACUACAAAAAUUAAUGUGAAGAUAUAUUAUCUUAUCAUAUCAUAUCAAUGAAGGCGUUCAAAGUAAGAUGAAACAUGGUAAAAUUACAUGUCAUGAGAAUCUUACAAAUAUCUCUGAUAUUAAUUGGACAAAAUCAUAAAAACAUAACUAUGUAGAUUUCAUCAAAAUUUUAAUUUUCAUGUUUUAAAAGCAAUAAAGUUUGCAAAUUGAUGAUGUGGUCUAGUAUACAAUUUACACCUAUAUAUUAUUUAAAUUUAUUCUUGCUUAUCACGUUUAGUUGACCUAUUUCAUUAAAAAUAAGGAAAUUCCCAAACCAAAUAGGAAACUCUGGCCCGCACGAGAAUUCUAUAUAUAUAUAUAUACGAUUUGUUUCUUUUGGUAAAACAAAUCGAAACAAAAAUUAGAUUUCAGAGCUAACUCUGAGAAUUAGGGUUCGUCUCUCGACAAACAAAAAUCUCAGCCCCGUGGAAUCUAUUCUGGUGUAAAUCGAAGAAUGGAGACUAAUGUUCCGGAGAAGAAGAUCCUUGGUUUCCCGGAAGAGAUGAAUUCGACAAUUCAGUUUUUAUCUGUUGAGAAAACAACAUGUCGUCUUCCUGUUUCUAUAAAAUUCAAUAUACCAAAGAAAAUUUCUACAAAGAGAAGAAGAAUAUCUGUAGAAGAAGAAGAAGAAGAAGAAGACGAGAAUAAAACGAAGUUGAGUUCUUGGGAGAAGGUUUUGAGUAGCGAUGAGAUUUUGAGGUUAAGGGAAGUUUCAAGACGAAAGUAUUUGACGGAUCGAGAGAAUAAGAAGGUGGAGGAGUUAAGGGAUGAGAGAAGUAAUUGAGUUUAGAUAUAAGAGAGCAUUGUAUGAGUUGGUGAAGAAAACAGAGGAUGAUGAUGAUGUUGAAGGGUAUAGGUUUCCAGAUGCUUAUGAUCAAGAAGGGUGUAUUGAUCAGAAGAAGAGGUUUGAUGUUGCCAAGGAGAGGUAUUGUGAGCGAAGAAGGAGCGGGAGAGUUGUUACGGAGCAAGAAGCUUGGGAGGAUCAUCAGGCUCAGAAAGCGAGAGUGAGGUUUGGUGCAAAGGAUAAGAAGCAAGUUGUUGAUGGGUAUGAGUUUGUGUUUGAUGAUUUGACAGGCUUUGUUGAGGAGUCUAGCGAGGCGGAAACUGGGAAACAUCGAGGUUGUUAUUCGAAGACUGCUGCAGAGAAGGCUCGGGAGGGGAGGGAGUUUCUUCCGAUUCAUGGGUACAGGGAGGAACUGCUGAAACUUAUUGAAGAGAAUCAGGUUCUUGUCAUUGUUGGAGAGACAGGAUCGGGUAAAACUACGCAGAUACCGCAGUAUCUUCAAGAAGCCGGUUACACAAAGCGUGGAAAGAUCGGUUGUACUCAGCCUCGGAGAGUUGCUGCAAUGAGCGUUGCUUCCCGAGUGGCUCAAGAGGUUGGUGUUAAACUUGGACAUGAGGUUGGAUAUUCCAUUAGAUUUGAAGACUGUACUUCAGAGAAAACAGUUAUCAAGUACAUGACUGAUGGGAUGCUGCUACGAGAGCUACUCAUAGAACCGAAACUCGAUAGCUAUAGUGUCAUCAUUAUUGAUGAGGCGCACGAAAGAACACUGUCCACUGAUAUUUUGUUUGCGUUAGUGAAGGAUGUAGCCAAGGUUAGGCCUGAUCUGAGGUUAAUAAUCUCCAGUGCAACGCUUGAAGCUAAAAAGUUCUCCGAAUACUUUGAUUCGGCUCGGAUUUACCUGAUUCCAGGAAGAAGAUAUCCAGUUGAAAAGCUCUUCAGAAAAUGUCCUGAACCUGACUACUUGGAGACAGUGAUACGCACUGUGGUUCAGAUACAUCAGACUGAGGCGAUAGGAGACAUUUUAGUUUUCCUCACUGGUCAAGAAGAGAUCGAAACAGUAGAAACGAAUUUGAAGCGAAGGAUGAUGGAUUUGGGUACAAAGGGAUCUGAGAUCAUUAUCUGUCCUAUCUACUCAAAUCUCCCAACUCCACUACAGGCAAAAGUGUUUGAACCGGCCCCUAAAGGGACACGGAAAGUUGUCUUGGCAACGAAUAUUGCAGAAACAUCGUUAACCAUUGAUGGGGUUAAAUACGUCAUUGAUCCAGGAUAUUGCAAGAUCAACUCAUACAACCCGAGAACGGGAAUGGAGUCACUCCUUGUAACUCCUAUUUCCAAGGCUUCCGCAGCGCAACGAGCUGGUCGGUCUGGAAGAACAGGUCCUGGGAAAUGUUUCCGGUUGUACAAUAUCAAGGAUUUAGAGCCCACUACAAUACCGGAAAUCCAAAGGGCUAACCUUGCAAGUGUUGUGCUUACUUUGAAGAGUCUUGGGAUUCAAGAUGUGUUCAAUUUUGAUUUCAUGGAUCCUCCACCUGAAAACGCUCUUUUGAAGGCUCUAGAGUUGCUCUAUGCGCUGGGUGCUUUGGAUGAAAUUGGUGAGAUUACUAAGGUAGGAGAAAGAAUGGUGGAGUUUCCAGUUGAUCCAAUGCUGUCAAAGAUGAUUGUUGGUUCGGAAAAGUAUAAGUGCUCGAAAGAGAUAAUCACGAUAGCUGCCAUGUUGUCUGUAGGGAACUCGGUCUUCUAUCGACCAAAGAACCAGCAAGUUUUCGCCGACAAGGCUCGGAUGGAUUUCUAUGAAGAUACAGAGAACGUCGGCGAUCACAUUGCAUUGUUAAGGGUUUACAAUUCCUGGAAGGAAGAAAACUACUCAACUCAAUGGUGCUGCGAGAAGUUCAUUCAGAGCAAGAGUAUGAAAAGGGCAAGAGAUAUACGUGACCAGCUACUUGGACUUUUAAACAAGAUUGGAGUAGAACUUACUUCCAACCCGAAUGAUUUAGACGCAAUAAAGAAAGCAAUCUUGGCCGGAUUCUUCCCGCAUUCUGCAAAGUUACAAAAGAAUGGAUCGUACAGAAGAGUCAAAGAACCUCAGACAGUUUAUGUACACCCUAACUCAGGCUUAUUUGGGGCGUCACCUAGUAAGUGGUUGGUGUAUCAUGAACUAGUACUUACUACCAAGGAAUAUAUGAGGCAUACAACUGAAAUGAAGCCUGAGUGGCUAAUUGAAAUAGCUCCUCAUUACUACAAGCUUAAAGACAUUGAAGAUACUCGGCCAAAGAAAACACAGAGAAGAAUCGAAGAAGCCUCGACGUCUAAGGUUGAUACUAACAAGAAAACCCGGACCUCGAAGGUUGAUACUAACAAGAAAUCAAAGAGGUAA